AAAAACUAAAAUAGAAUUCUUUUUUGUGAAAGAAAAAAGAUACUAAUUAUUUUUGGUGAACACAUGGAGUAUAACUAAAACAUACUGACGAAAAGAGUCCCUUAGUUUUGGACGAUCAUGAUUCUAGAUGAAAGAUACUGACCAUUAAUGGUUGAAAUUUGAGUUUCAUCCUCUGUUUUAAUUACUCAUGUUCACCAACCCUACGUAAUAGCACCUUGGGCCAACAGUCGUCACUCAAAACUGUGUGUUUCUUUAGAGAGAGAGAGAGAGAGAGAUGGGGGGAGAUGAGCAAUUCGAGUCUGCUUCUCUACUGCUUAGUGAUGAUGGGAGCAGGAAGACCAGGAGAAGGAGCACACUUCUCUGCUUUAUAUUUCUUGCUUUCUCAGCCACAACCAUAGCAUUUUUUAGUGUAAGAGGGCAUUACGUUGACUUGAGGUUUUUGGGGGCAAGUGAUGAUCAUAAGCAUCCGAUUAGAAACAACGACGUUGUAGUGUCAGAGGCAGCAGUAGUUGCAGCUGAUGAUGGGCGUUGCUCCGAAAUCGGUGUGUCUAUGCUUGAAAAAGGCGGCCACGCCGUUGAUGCUGCUGUUGCUACUGCAUUGUGCCUCGGAGUUGUUGGCCCCAUGUCUAGUGGGAUCGGAGGCGGAGCUUUCAUGCUGGUUCGCUCCUCAUCCGCGCCCGGUGCACUUGCAAUCGACAUGAGGGAAACUGCUCCAGCAGCUGCUUCGGAGAACAUGUAUGAGAGCAAUGUAGAAGCUAAAGUUCUAGGUGCAUUGGCAAUGGGCACCCCCGGUGAGAUAGCCGGGCUUCACGCUGCCUGGCUCAGCUACGGCCGCUUGCCUUGGAAGGCCUUGUUUGAGCCCGCCAUCAAGCUUGCCAGAGACGGCUUUGUGGUGAGCCCCUGCCUCGGUGAGAAGAUUGCUGGUCAAGAAGAAAAGAUCAUGGCCGACCCCGGCCUAACACGAGUCUUUGCACCCAACGCCACGCUGCUCAAGUAUGGCGACACUUGCUACAAUGUGGAGCUCGGGAACACCUUGCAGGCCAUCGCGGAGGAAGGCCCGGGGGCCCUCUACAAUGGGUCGAUAGGCGAGAGACUGAUCGAGGACGUGAGGGAAGCAGGUGGGAUAUUGACAAUGGAGGAUCUCAGGAACUACAGAGCAAGAGUGACUGCUGCAGUGGAGGCUGAUGCAUUGGGAUACAAGAUUCUUGGAAUGCCCCCUCCUUCUAGUGGAACUGUGGGGCUUGCUCUGGUUCUAAACAUCUUCGAGAGCUAUGGAAACCGGGAUGCUGCUCAAGGUCCGUUAGGCCUGCACCGUCUAAUCGAAGCCCUGAAGCAUAUGUUCGCCAUCCGGAUGAAUCUGGGAGAUCCCGAAUUCGUGGACAUCAGCAGAACCGUGACGGACAUGCUUUCGCCUUCUUUCGCCAAGAUGAUUCGAGAAAGGAUCUUUGACAACACCACAUUCCCACCUGAAUAUUACUUGCCUAGAUGGAGGCAGCUGAGAGAUGAAGGGACUAGCCACUUGUGCGUGGUGGAUUCGGAGAGGAACGCGGUGUCAAUGACGACAACGGUGAACUAUGCAUUUGGAGGAGGGGUGAUGUCGCCUUCCACCGGCAUAAUUCUCAACAACGAGAUGGAUGAUUUCUCAAUACCAAGUGAAGUAUCACCUGAUGAGCUCCCACCUGCUCCAGCUAAUUUCAUUAGGCCAAACAAGAGACCCUUAUCUUCCAUGACCCCCAUCGUUGUCCUUAAAGAGAAUCAACUAGUAGGAGUUUUGGGUGGGAGUGGUGGUAUGGACAUUAUUCCUGCAGUCACGCAGGUUUUACUCAACCAUUUUAUAUUGGACAUGGAACCCCUAGCAGCUGUUGAGAGCCCCAGAAUAUACCACAAGCUUAUUCCGAAUAUUGUCUCCUAUGAGAACUGGACAGUAAUCAAUGGCCAACACAUUGAACUCUCUGAAGAGAGAAAACACUUCUUGAGAGAGAGAGGCCACCAACUGCAAGCUAAAGCGGGGGGCGCAGUCUGUCAGCUCGUCGUUCAAAAUAUUACAAAACCAUCCGACUUAGGAAGGAAACUGAAGAACAACAGAGGGUACAAUGGAAUAUUAACUGGUGUAAGCGAUCCGAGGAAGGGCGGCUGGCCGGCUGCUGUCUGAUCAUAUAUUACACAUUUGGACAAAAGUUAUUGAUCUGUCCCUACCAAUUUUUGGGACUCUCUGUAAAUGCAUUCACAAAGGGGAGUAAUUGAAAGAUAUUGAUAAAAGAUAAACGCUUUCAAAGAACCA
Salvia miltiorrhiza (redroot sage) is the source of this 2281-nucleotide messenger RNA. Its product is annotated as glutathione hydrolase 3-like. The record is from RefSeq and is a predicted model, not a curated record. Bases 275 to 2152 code for a protein of 625 amino acids. Gene Ontology annotation, cellular component: plasma membrane. NCBI's taxonomy places the organism in Eukaryota, Viridiplantae, Streptophyta, Magnoliopsida, Lamiales, Lamiaceae. The transcript is spliced from 7 exons. Gene Ontology annotation, biological process: glutathione catabolic process. Gene Ontology annotation, molecular function: glutathione gamma-glutamate hydrolase.